AUGUCGGAAUUGCUGAUGCUAGCUGAGACUAGAAACAACAGAUACAAAGUCUCUGGCCAGAUCUGCAUUCAGGAGGAAGCAUUUAAUGUUCAGUCAGUUGCUGAGGAUGUUGAUUUUUAUCACCAUGGUUUUGAGAACUCUGGUGAUUUGAGAGUCCAGGACGACUGCGGACAGGUGCGAGUUGUUCUCAAAUAUCGACACUGUGAUGGGAACCUCUGUAUCAAAGUAACGGACGAUGUAGCUUGUUUGCUGUAUAGGACAGACCAGGCACAAGAUGUAAAGAAGAUCGAGAAAUUCCACAGUCAGCUAAUGCGACUCAUGGUGGCUAAGGAAUCCCGCAGUGCUGCCAUGGAAACAGACUGAAUUGCUGAAAAUAACAUGAGUGCUCCGGUCAUAUUUCACUGGAAGAAAAUAUCUCUUGGAUUUGAACGAAUACUGGGACAGGAGAUGCUUUUAUGUACCGAAGUGGACUGGUGACAAGUCUGAAGCAUUUUCUCCCCGCUCCCCCAGGACUCCACUUUGGAAAAUCAGAAAAAUACUAGCUUUCAAUUGAAAGCAUUUAUUUAUUUUUGGGAAUUGAACAAGAAAUUAUUCUUACACAUUGGGUAUGCUAAGAAGACAAGUAAAUAUUUUAAAUUUCCAGUACUUUAGUCUGAAUGUGAUGGGCCACAAGGAUAUUUCUGGAAAAUUAAAUUUCAUAUAGAUUUCAUUGUGUUCAUACCUUAUGCUGGUGUAUUCUCACAGUGAGAAGGUUUAUUAACCUGACUAAUACUGUAGCAUGAUGACUGGAUCUAAUAAAUAUUUACAUAAAUGGUAUACAUCAGUGGGGUUCAGAAGAAUGGAUGUUUUCUGAAUGGAAAGGUUAAAAUUGCCAAUUUGUAUUAGCACUGUCACUAGCAAGAUUUCAGCUUUUAGUAUUGAUCUUGGUUAUAAGCUGUGCAAUGUUGUCUGUGAUGCAGUUUGUAGAACUGUUAUAUUGGCUAAAUAAUUAAACAUCUGUAUUUUAAAACUUAAGCUUUGCUUGAAUAUUGCUAGAGACAAUGAGAAACUGGGAGUUUGUUUUCUGCUUAUGCAAAUAUUGCUAUUAAAAAAAUGUUUGUGGCUUUUUUCCAGUACUUGAACUAUUUUAUACUAGCAGGGGGGACCUUUUCCCAUCCUUGCUUCAGGCAAAGUUGAAGUAUAUCAGCAAGACAAAUUCUAGAAGCUCUUGCCUAUUAUGUUAACCGAAAAAUGCAACCAAAUACUAUCCAGGUUCCUUAUUUCAGCAGCUUGCUAACUGUGCAUUUUCAAAUGUUACAUGUGGCAGAUGGAUGUCAGCCAACUGAAUAAAUGGAUGAAAACAGCUUAAUAAAUACUUAAAUACCACUGUCAAAAAUAGACCAAUGCUCCUGUGGCUUAGACUUGCUUCUCGUUGUUACCUCUGGUAGGGUGAUGGAAGCCGUAAAAAGGCUUUUUGCUUGAAAACCAGUAGCUGAAAUUGAUGCUUGCUUUGACUAGAUCUUGCAUACUUAAAACCAGAUGGAUUUUUUUAAUGUAAUUAUGCUAUUGGUCUAACUAGGCUUUUCCAGUACUAAUAUUUUGGGUUGAACCAAUCCACGAAAGUAAAGCGGAGCCAUGCGAAGACUUGCCUGUAGUGGCAUUUAUAGAUAACAAAACAAUCUAUUUAAAUAGCUACCUGCUGUCACUUACAUACAAAUAAUUGAGCUACUCGGAAGCAGUGGAGUUCCCACGUUUGCUAAGGGCUCAGCAAAAAAACCCAGGUUUGCAUUAGAGUACCCUUUCAGCUGAACAUAGUGUUGCAUAUUGUUGGAAAAUGCGGCGGUGCUAAAUUCCCAGUGGCUGCUCAAAUUCUAGUAUACAGGAGUGACUGGUACAUAUGUAACAUUUUUCUUUUUGUAUUGGCUUUUGAAAUACAAGUAAAUCCAGAGAGAAGGCUUAAACUUUGUUCAUAGUUAAACUUUAAGAUAUUGUAACGCUGAAAAUUUUCCUUGAUGCUCCAAAUUACUAUCUUAAUAUUUCCAAUGUAUAUUAAGUAGUUAAACCAUUUUUGUAUAAAACACUGUUCUGCAGUAUGAAUGGUUGCUACACAAACUCAUACAAGAUUUAAGCUGUUAAAUUGGCAGGUGAAAAGGCUGCAGCUAUUUUAGUGUAAUUUUUGGAUAUAUCUCAUAAAUUGGUUUGGUAUGUGGAUGUCUUCUGUGAGCUGAGGUACAGAAAGGCUUGAGUGGUAUUUGCUCGUGCACGGGGGAUAAAAGGAGAGAGAGGGAGAGAAGACUGUAGACGGACUUGGUAUCCCAAGUGGCUGAGAGGCUUAAGCUAUAUACUUGAGCAGGUUUUAGAGGGGGGCAAUUACAGUACUAUAUAUUAGAGUAGCAGUUGUCAAGGAAAGGAGGCAGGGAAAUGGAUUUCUAGUUUUCUAAACUCAGAAAUUAUUUCUGUAAAACCAUAAGGAAAUAUUGAUGAUACUUUCAUAAGAGCAUGUGUUGUUAAGCUUGUUCUCCAUACACUGACAGAAAAACUGUGGUGGUUCUGUGCAGUGGUAAUACACAAGAACACUGAUAAAGCUACUGCUUUAGAAGGAAAAAAAAAAAAGGCUUUUGGAAACUUCUUUAGAAAAAGACAGGUGCUUCUUGACUUUGUCCUGGAAUUCUCAGCAACUUCAAUGCUGUGUUCAUGGGGUGGCAGAACUCAAAGCUCUGCAUAUUCUUGCUUGUACUCUUGUUGAGAGUGUGCGUGUGUGCAUAUGUUCACUGAUGGCUUUCCUAAUAAACUUUCAAUGAGUUAGUCCAUC
Pygoscelis adeliae (Adelie penguin) is the source of this 2791-nucleotide messenger RNA. RefSeq names its product signal recognition particle 9kDa (gene SRP9). Gene Ontology annotation, molecular function: 7S RNA binding. The transcript has 4 exons. Gene Ontology annotation, cellular component: signal recognition particle, endoplasmic reticulum targeting. NCBI's taxonomy places the organism in Eukaryota, Metazoa, Chordata, Aves, Sphenisciformes, Spheniscidae. The record is from RefSeq and is a predicted model, not a curated record. Gene Ontology annotation, biological process: SRP-dependent cotranslational protein targeting to membrane. Bases 1 to 363 code for a protein of 120 amino acids.